GAGCCUAAUUCAUAACAGAGUCCUUCAAAUUUGAAUUCAUCAAAUUAAGAUAUGAAAGAUGACUGAACUUGUUUUCCAUGGGUUUAGAUAAAAUGACAUCUGUCAGUCAUAUUUUUACUAGUUUUUAAUGAAAUAUCUUUAGUAUGAGCAUACUGGUUAUUGGAACUUCGAUAUUGAUAAGAAGAAGUGAUGGUAGAGUUCAACCUGCUGUUGUAUCUUCAGUGGACUAUGAACUACAAUAUGUCAAUGUCGAGUGGUUUGAAAAUGGGGAAAUAAAAGGAAAAGAAAUUCAUUUCAGUAGUAUACAAACUUUAAAUCCAGAUAUUGUUAUUGCCACUUCAAGGAAUAGGGAAAAUCAUAGUACAGGCUGUUUCAAUAAAAUUGAUGAUAGCUUUGUCAACAAAAAUAAGAGACAUUCAUCAGUUGGUCAAGAAAACCGAGUGCAAUCUGCAAAACCAAGAUUAACUCAAAGUUAUGCAAAGAACCCUUCAACAAUAGCAACUGAGCUCGUUGUAGAAGGUAAACGUUUACCCAAUCCCAAAACCAGUCGUUCAGUUAGUGAAAAUCUGUCAAAGUUCAAAGAAAGUGCUACUUUGAAAAAGUUGAACAAACUGGAGCAAGACCGAAUAGAGAGAAGAAAGAAGAAUGCUGAAGUGAAAGCAGAGAAAGAAGAGUUUUAUAGAAAGAAUCGCAACAAUCCUCACUGGGAACUGUUGAACAUGAUUGUGCAGUACCGAAACACUAUAGAAUUCAAUCCUUUAUCGAACGCAGAUGCGAUUGAAGAUCAUUUAAUAACAGUUGCUGUAAGAAAGAGACCUCUCAACGAUGCCGAUAUGCAGAAAAAAGAAAUUGAUAUUAUCACCAUUCCCAGUAAAAAACAGUUGAUUGUGCACGAGCCUAAAUACAAAGUGGAUUUAACCAAAUACCUCGAAAAUCAUACAUUUACCUUUGAUUAUACUUUUGAUGAUAAUAGCACGAAUGAGAUUGUAUACAGAUAUACCGCCCAACCCCUGGUGAAGACAGUUUUUCAGGGGGGAUUUGCAACUUGCUUUGCCUAUGGACAAACGGGGUCAGGAAAAACUUACACAAUGAGCGGAAAUUUGGCUGAUCCUAAGGCAAGAGGAAUCUACGCUCUCACUGCUGCUGAUAUCUUCAAGGAAGUACACUCCCAGAAAUACAAACACUCAGCUCUAAGUGUUUCAUGUAGUUUUUUUGAAAUUUACGUUAAAAAAGUAUCUGAUUUAUUGAACAGUAAAAAGUGUUUGAAAAUACUAGAAGAUGGUCGGCAGCAAGUGCAAAUAGUGGGAUUGACAGAAAAAAUUGUUAACUCUGUUGAUGAAGUCUUACAGCUGAUAAAAUUAGGCAACGAAGAACGUGCUUCAGGACAAACCUCAGCGAAUUCAAACUCCUCUAGAUCACAUGCUGUUUUUCAGAUUUACCUUCGUAGUGAUGAUGGCUCUAAAAAGCUACACGGAAAGUUUUCUCUUAUUGACCUGGCAGGAAACGAGCGAGGUGCUGAUACAUUUUCCUCAUCUAAAAUAACCAGACUGGAAGGGUCAGAAAUUAAUCAGUCGUUACUUUCUCUGAAAGAAUGUAUUCGAGCUUUGGGAAGAAAAGGUACUCACUUACCUUUCAGAGGUUCCAAACUGACGCAAGUACUUCGAGAUUCCUUUGUGGGGGCCAAUUCUAAGACGUGCAUGAUUGCUAUGGUCUCACCUGGAGUCAGUUCAUGCGAAAACACUUUGAACACCCUUCGCUAUGCCGAUAGGGUUAAAGAGUUGGGAGGUUGUGAAAUUCAUUUGAAUAAGUCUUCGGAAAACGAUUUUAAUGACGCUUCUACUAGUUUUUACAGUUCUCACAGUAUCACUGCUUCCCCAAAUCAGAAGAGUUUCGAAAAAAUAGAGAAACCAAGAAAAAUGAAACUUGAGGACAGGAUAAUAGGUAUGCACAAAGAAGUAGUGAGAAAACUGAAGAAGAGUUCCCAAGAAGCUGAAGAGCUGUUGUUAACUUCAAAAUAUGAUGUAGAGAAGUACAAUAUGAAUUGGAACAUGUUAAUUGAAGAUGUUGUUACUUAUUUGAGGAAGGCCAAAAUAUGACACUAGUAGCUGUUUCAUAUGAAAUUUUUAACUGCAGAUGUAGUUUCAUUAAAAAAUUGUUGAUGAGUGA
Leptinotarsa decemlineata (Colorado potato beetle) is the source of this 2166-nucleotide messenger RNA. Its product is annotated as kinesin-like protein Klp10A. Gene Ontology annotation, cellular component: microtubule. Gene Ontology annotation, molecular function: microtubule motor activity; ATP binding; microtubule binding. The record is from RefSeq and is a predicted model, not a curated record. Lineage: Eukaryota; Metazoa; Arthropoda; Insecta; Coleoptera; Chrysomelidae. Gene Ontology annotation, biological process: microtubule-based movement; microtubule depolymerization.